UUCAGCGCAUGCGCGAAUUUAACUUCCUUUUCCCCUGUGUUUUUCCGAAUUGCACAAGCACGUGUUGCAAGAUGCAGUUGUUUAUUCGUGGAACAGAGACCCAUGUGGUCGAAGUCACAGGGACAGAGACAGUCCAUGAUGUCAAGGCUUUGAUUGCUGAGAAGGAGGGUUACAGCCUGGAAGACCAGGUUGUGUUGCUGGGAGGCAAGCCCCUUGGUCCCGGUCUCCUCACAGACCUCUGCGAGGAUAUGUCAACACUCGAGGUCAACCUUAGACUGCUCGGAGGUAAGGUCCACGGAUCCCUGGCUCGUGCCGGUAAGGUGAAGGGACAGACCCCAAAGGUCGAUAAACAAGAGAAGAAAAAGAAGAAGACUGGCCGUGCCAAGAGGCGCAUGCAGUACAACCGACGUUACGUGAAUGUAGUCCAGGGAUUCGGCCGCAGGAAGGGACCUAACGCAAACUCCUAAUUCCUUUGUACAUUUUUCAAGUUGAAAUAAAAUCUGAGUCAAGAAA
Molecule: messenger RNA, 513 nt
Organism: Mya arenaria
Lineage: Eukaryota; Metazoa; Mollusca; Bivalvia; Myida; Myidae
Product: FAU ubiquitin-like and ribosomal protein S30
Exons: 5
Coding region: 9-467 (152 amino acids)
Biological process (GO): translation
Cellular component (GO): cytosolic small ribosomal subunit; ribosome
Molecular function (GO): protein binding; structural constituent of ribosome
Source: RefSeq, a predicted model, not a curated record